AUGGCGGGCCGCAGAACCGGAGGGACCACUCCGGACGGCUCGCAGGCAGGAGACACAAAUAGCAGCGAGCAGAUCGACAGCAUGCGGUCUGAGGUCAGUUCGCUGACACAGCAAAUGGGCCAGCUGGUGCAGCUGGUCGGAGGACUUGCUGCACGUAUAGAGGAGAAGUCCGGCGGUGCCACGGAGGGCGCCGCUGAAAGCGGCGGCGCCGUGGAGAGCGUCGCCACAAGCACUGCAGGUCAUUUUGGGACCGUGCAGUACGACGGGAGCGCGCAGGCAGCGGACCUGCGAAGAGAGUCUGGUCCUUCGGGACGACACAGCGGCGAAGUAGGGGGUUCAGACCCCCAAGAGGUGAGAGUAGCCGCUGCUCACAAUCAAGCUUGUUUCAGCAGCGCCAUGGGAAGUGGUGCUGCUGUCUUCGGUAGUGCGAGCGUGGGAUACCAAAGCGUGAAGUACACAGCGCCCACGUUCAGCGGAGACGCCAAGAGUUUUCUUCGUGCCUAGAGGAUUUUUUUAUGGCAGCGAACACAGCAAACCUUCUUGAACUUUUCGAGGUGGGGGGGGCGGAGAUCCCCGUAAACAGUGGGCAGAGCAAAGUCCAACUGUCCAGGUUUUACCCGCACGACAAAGUAGAGCUCGCUUUCCACGCGUGGAAUUUCCUCCGUGGAGCUCUCAAGGACGAGAAAGACAGGACAAUAAUGAAGCGAGCUGAGUCGCCCCUGGGGGCGCUCCGUGAGCUGAAGGGGUUGUAC
Molecule: messenger RNA, 752 nt
Organism: Ectocarpus sp. CCAP 1310/34
Lineage: Eukaryota; Phaeophyceae; Ectocarpales; Ectocarpaceae
Source: the annotation of a GenBank genome assembly